AAUGGCAAGAGUUCUAGUAGUAUUAGCCUGUCUAUGGGCGUGCGCCAAUUGCAAGCUGAAUGUGGACGUCGACUACUUUACGAAGAUGUUGAUUCAAGAGCAAGAAGAAGCUUUGAAAUACAAUUUACCAAUCAAUGCUCAUUCCUACAACGGUUACAAUUUGGACCCUUAUUCAUUACCUAAUGGGACUGAAACUUAUGAUUAUAUUAUAAUCGGUUCGGGGAGCGGAGGAUCCGUUGUGACUCAGCAGCUUUCCGAAAUCGAUGGUAUUAAGGGUCUUUUAUUGGAGGCUGGAAGUCACGAGGACGAUUUCGUCGACGUUCCAGGUAUGGCUUUCUUCGCGCAAGGAACGAAAUACAAUUGGAACUACGGGACGGUUCCGCAGAAGAAGAGUUGUCUAGGGUUGAAGGGUAAAAAAUGCAUGCUUCAAAGGGGAAAAGGCUUUGGUGGUACGACUUUAAUAAACGGAUUGGUUUAUUCGCGCGGAAGCCCGGUUGAUUACGAUAACUGGGCUGCUGGUGGUAACCCAGGAUGGUCGUACAAAGAUGUUUUACCCGUCUUCAAGGAGUUGGAGAAUUCGCAUAUAAAUGGAGAUCCAGGUUAUCAUGGUACGAAAGGUUUGAUGAACGUGGAGUACAGCAAAUUCGAUAGUCCUCAUUUGAACGCGUUUUUGGCUUCUAACGUGGAAUUGGGGAGGAAGGAAAUCGAUUACAAUGGUCGCGAGCAGUUGGGAGUGUCCAAGGCUCAAUUAAACACACUUAACGGUAGAAGGUUGACCACUGGUAAAGCGUUCAUCAGCAAGGUUAACUGCAAGAACAUGAAGUUGAGCGACAACAGUUACGUAACCAGAAUCCUGAUAAACCCCAAAACGAAAACGGCUUUUGGCGUGCAGUAUAUAAAAGAUAAUAAAUUCCAUGUAGCUUUAGCCAAAAGGGAAGUGAUUUUAUCAGCAGGUACUGUUGCUUCUCCGCAGAUUUUAAUGUUGUCCGGAAUUGGACCUCAGAAGCAUCUGAAGGAAAUGGGAAUCGAAACCAUUAACGAUCUUCAAGUCGGAGAUAACUACAAAGAUCAUCCAUGCUUCUACGGAUUAAACAUCUUAAGUAACGUGUCGAUCCCUUUGAAACCAAUGCAUGGUUACGUGGAAGACUACUUGAAAGGAGAUGGCGUCUUGACUUUACCAGGAAACAACGCGGGAGUGGGAUUCUUUAAAACCAACUUCAGCAAAAUCCCUCAAGCCGAUAUCGAAAUCAUGCUCAUUUCGCCAAACAGAUCGGACGCGUUCUUCCAGAAAGGAUUCGGGUUCACGGAUUCAUCCAACAAAGCCUUAAUCGAAGGAGUUGAUCCAACUAAAACGUUUACAAUGUACAUCGACGUUUUAAAAGCAAAAUCCACUGGAUAUUUACGAUUGAAAUCUAAGAAUCCAUUCGAUUAUCCCACCGUAAAUACCAAAUUCUUAGAAGAUGACGACGAUCACGAUAUCAAAACGAUUUAUUACGCAAUCAAUUUGAUCCUCGAGAUGCUCGAGACUAAAGCCAUGAAAGCCAUCGACGCUAAAUUGGGUAAAGUUGUGUUGCCGGAAUGCAAAGAUUUUGAGUAUCUUUCCAAAGAUUAUUGGUAUUGCACGAUUAGGUAUUUGAGCGACAGUCUGUACCAUCCUGUGGGCACCUGCAAAAUGGGUCCAGAUCCAAAGAAAGGUGCUGUUGUCGACAACAAAUUGAGAGUACAUGGAAUCAAGAAUUUAAGAGUUGCUGAUGGAAGUGUUUUUCCUGACAGCCUCGCCGGACAUCCGAGCAAUCCCAUCAUGAUGGUCGCAGCUAAAUUAGUUAAAUUUCUCAAAGAAGAUUUGAAACUAAAAAAUUAAAUCAUAAUUUACUUUUCAA
This is a messenger RNA of Nicrophorus vespilloides, 1880 nucleotides long. RefSeq names its product glucose dehydrogenase [FAD, quinone]-like. The record is from RefSeq and is a predicted model, not a curated record. The coding region runs from base 2 to 1861 and encodes 619 amino acids. The transcript is spliced from 2 exons. Lineage: Eukaryota; Metazoa; Arthropoda; Insecta; Coleoptera; Silphidae. Gene Ontology annotation, molecular function: oxidoreductase activity, acting on CH-OH group of donors; flavin adenine dinucleotide binding.